AUGGAAGAAGUGGUGUCAUCCUUUGAAAUGAUAGCAGGAUUGGGAGCUGCCAAGUGUUACACUGCUUUGGCACUCCAAGCCAUGUCAAGGCAUUUCUGCAGCUUGAAAGAUGCCAUAUUGUCGCAAAUAAAUGCUGAGAAAAGAAAACUUUUUCAGGAUUUACCUAAGAUCAGUAGUGGGUUGUCUCAACUAAGCUUGUUUGAUAGGGACAUCAGACACAGUAGAAUGUCUCUCCAACAACUUGGGGUGAUUCAAAGCCAACGCCAAGUUUGGAGACCCAUCAGAGGGUUGCCUGAAACCUCUGUGGCAAUCCUUCGUUCAUGGCUUUUUGAGCAUUUCCUCCACCCUUACCCGAAUGAUUCUGAAAAGCUAAUGCUGGCAUCUCAGACAGGUUUAACUAAAAACCAAGUCUCAAAUUGGUUCAUAAAUGCUCGAGUACGGCUAUGGAAGCCAAUGAUAGAAGAAAUGUACAAAGAGGAGUUUGGGGAGUCUUCGGAAGAUUCCAACCCGGCUGCUAACAACUGCUUAACGAGGGAAGAUACCACAGAUUGUGUAGAGGAUUGA
Messenger RNA from Sphenostylis stenocarpa, 564 nucleotides. Lineage: Eukaryota; Viridiplantae; Streptophyta; Magnoliopsida; Fabales; Fabaceae. The record is from the annotation of a GenBank genome assembly.